AUGUACGUGAGCCGUGGUCGGCACCAUUGUCCAACCUCCUCUUCUUUGUUCAUCUCCGAAAUCACUGGUCCGCUGUCUGUCUUUAUUCCUCCAGCUAUAAUGGAUACUGGACAAGUCCUCGCUCAGCACCGCCCUGACCCGGAUACUCCGGCAAACAAGAACUCUGGAUGGACACAGAUCGGCCAGGUGGGAGGUACCGUUAGAACCUCCUACAAUUACCAUAAAAGAGCUGGGUCCCGAGGAACACGUCUCGGGUGA
Nezara viridula (southern green stink bug) is the source of this 258-nucleotide messenger RNA. The record is from the annotation of a GenBank genome assembly. Lineage: Eukaryota; Metazoa; Arthropoda; Insecta; Hemiptera; Pentatomidae.